CUGGACUCUGCCUCCUCUCCAUACACCUCCCCGGUCUUCAUUCAUAUCUCUGCUUUGUUCUUGUUGCUAACCGUAUAUACCUACUCUGAGUGUUCAUCACUGCUUAUCUGUCAGCCUGUUUACCUGCAGGACAUACACGAGAGCACACGCGCUCUGACAUCACCGCCAACAUGGCGACCAAAGCAAUGAUUCCCGUCUUGGUAGCCAUGAUGCUGUUGACGGGCAUGUGCAACACUCUCUUUACAAAGUACCAGGACAUGCAAUGUGUCGCCAACUGUGACGACCCCAACCCGGCCAAACGCAGGAACUUUGAGCAACCAGUCAUUCAAACCCUGCAGAUGUUUGUAGGCGAGUCCGGAUGUUGGCUUGUUGUCUUCGCCUCGUAUGUCUUCUCCCGCUUUGUCAAAAAGUCCUCGAGCACAACGACCUACCGGCCCCUCAGUACCGAGGACGGUCGCGAGCCUCUCUUGCAAGAAGAUGUCGAGGCCCCUGCCGAUGCCACAAAUAUCCCUGCCAAACCAUUCGCCGAUGUGGAGGGUGCUGGAGAGAGACUGCCUCUCAAGGGAUGGAAGAUCCUUCUGCUUGCACUGCCUGCUUGCUGUGACAUCGCCGGAACCACUUUGAUGAACGUAGGCCUGCUAUUCGUUGCAGCCAGUAUAUACCAGAUGACCAGAGGCGCUCUGGUUCUAUUCGUCGGACUCUUCAGUGUAAUCUUUCUCAAAAGACACCUAGAUGCAUUCAAGUGGAGCAGCUUGUUUAUUGUCGUCGCAGGUGUAGCAGUAGUGGGCCUGGCAGGGGCUCUGGAGAACAAGAAGGCUACUGUGCCUGGGACUUCCCCCGGAUCAAACCCACCUGGCAUGGACGAAGUUCGACACCAAAUGGCUCAUAGCACCAUCCACAUGAUUAGGGAAGUUGCAAGAGGCGUCAAAGCUACUGCCCAGGAACACUCGGCAGCGCAGACUAUCGUUGGAAUACUCUUGAUUGCUGGAGCGCAGAUUUUCACGGCAUCGCAGUUCGUUCUCGAAGAGAGCAUCAUGGCCAAGUACGAGCUUGAUCCUCUGGCCACAGUUGGAUGGGAGGGCGUAUUUGGCUUCUCGGUCACCGCCAUCGGCAUGGUGAUAUUACAUUUUGCUGUCGGUCGCACCGAAGCUGGCAGAGGAGGAUACUUUGAUGCAAAGGAGGGACUGAGUCAGGUUUUACAGCACCGUGCUAUCAUGACCAGCAGUCUGUUGACCAUGGUCUCUAUUGGUGGAUUCAACUUCUUCGGGCUCUCAGUCACGCGCACAGUAUCAGCCACGGCACGCAGUACAAUCGACACUUGCCGCACGCUAUUCAUUUGGGUCGUCAGCUUGGGAUUAGGAUGGGAGACAUUCAAAUGGCUUCAAGUGGUUGGCUUUGGACUGCUGGUAUAUGGCACUAUGUUGUUCAACGAGAUCAUCCAGCCACCCGCUGUAGGAUUCUUGCGCAAGAGAAUUACUCUCGAAUCAGAAGGUGACAGAAGAGGAAGGAGCGAAUAGGUAGGUAAAGCGAGAUAGUUGAAGCGGAUUUAUUCUUUCCUGAUAGACUUUAUGCACGUCAUUUUGCACAAAAACGCCGGUCCGCUUC
Molecule: messenger RNA, 1605 nt
Organism: Aureobasidium subglaciale EXF-2481
Lineage: Eukaryota; Fungi; Ascomycota; Dothideomycetes; Dothideales; Saccotheciaceae
Exons: 3
Coding region: 171-1517 (448 amino acids)
Biological process (GO): pyrimidine nucleotide-sugar transmembrane transport
Cellular component (GO): intracellular membrane-bounded organelle; Golgi membrane
Molecular function (GO): pyrimidine nucleotide-sugar transmembrane transporter activity
Source: RefSeq, a predicted model, not a curated record